This is a messenger RNA of Eutrema salsugineum, 1139 nucleotides long. RefSeq names its product CRAL-TRIO domain-containing protein C3H8.02. The transcript has 6 exons. NCBI's taxonomy places the organism in Eukaryota, Viridiplantae, Streptophyta, Magnoliopsida, Brassicales, Brassicaceae. Bases 206 to 997 code for a protein of 263 amino acids. The record is from RefSeq and is a predicted model, not a curated record.
UGCUUCUGUAUCUAUCAUAUCGGAAAUUUCCAAAUUCCAAAUUGGACAAUUCACCACCCAAACUCGUCUUCUGUGGUUAACAAAGCCCAUCUUCUUAAAUUUUCUGAAUUUCUUGUAAUCUCUCAUCGAUCAAAUUUCUGAGAAUCAACUACAAGAGAAAAGUUUCGAUUUUUUUUCCUGGGUUUACGGGUUUUUUUUUUCAACAAUGUCCAUUCGUUUGAGCUCAAGCCUCAUUGCUGCUUCAGUCAAUUUCAAAAACUCGAAGAAUCUGUACAGUAAUCGAUCUCGGAACUGCAGAUUCUCCGUCCGUAGUUGCGUGUCUGAUUCUCACAAUGCGCAAAAGCUAGUUUUGGAAGUAAAAGAACGGCUUGCAAAAGAUUGUACCAGUCUCCCAAUUGGCAAAAACGGAAGAGAUGAUGAGGAAAUGAUCCUCUGGUUUUUGAAAGAUCGGAGAUUCUCAGUUGAUGAAGCUAUUGGAAAGCUAACCAAAGCUAUCAAAUGGCGUCACGAGUUCAAGGUACAUGAACUAUCUGAAGAUUCUGUCAAACCUGCAGCUGAUACGGGAAAAGCCUAUGUCCAUUGUUUUCUAGAUGUAAAAGGUCGACCAGUGGUCAUUGUAGCUCCCGCAAAGCACAUCCCCGGGCUGCUUGAUCCAAUAGAAGAUGAAAAGCUUUGUGUCUUCUUACUUGAAAAGGCUUUAAGUAAGCUACCAGCAGGACAACACAAGAUACUUGGGAUAUUUGAUCUCCGUGGGUUCGGAUCUCAGAACGCAGAUCUUAAGUUCUUGACUUUUCUGUUUGACGUAUUUUACUACUACUAUCCAAGCCGAUUGGAUGAAGUGCUUUUCGUAGAUGCUCCAUUCAUAUUCCAGCCAAUUUGGCAAUUCACCAAACCGGUGGUGAAGUCAUAUGCCUCUCUGGUUAAGUUUUGUUCAGUAGAGACCGUGAGAAAGGAGUAUUUCACCGAGGAAACAUUACCGUCAACUUUCGGAAGCUAAAGAGGUUAUAGGAGAACUUUAAAACACUAGUGUCUUCUUCUGUUGUUGUCUCUCUAAAUAUGACAUGACUAUAUAAGUGUGUAUAGAUAUUUAAACUAUGGAUUAAAGUGAAACCUUAAUAGUAAGAGAACUCAUUGUAAAA